Molecule: messenger RNA, 1203 nt
Organism: Cutaneotrichosporon oleaginosum
Lineage: Eukaryota; Fungi; Basidiomycota; Tremellomycetes; Trichosporonales; Trichosporonaceae
Biological process (GO): carbohydrate metabolic process
Molecular function (GO): hydrolase activity, hydrolyzing O-glycosyl compounds
Source: RefSeq, a predicted model, not a curated record
UCUCGCCCAUCUCCCGUCAGCUAUAAACGCAGACAUGCCGAGGUCAUUCUCGCACUCCCACGCACCCCACGUACCCCACGCACCAUGCCCAAGCCCCUCGUGACGCACAUCUACACGGCGGACCCGUCGGCGCACGUCUUCGAUGGCCGGCUGUACAUCUACCCGUCGCACGACCGGGAGAACGACUACGGCUUCAACGACAAGGGCGACCAGUACGACAUGGUCGACUACCAUGUGCUCUCGCUGGCGGAGGAGGGCGGCGAGGUGACGGACCACGGGGUGGCGAUCAGCGCCCAGGACGUGCCGUGGGUCGACAAGCAGAUGUGGGCGCCGGACUGUGCGCGCGGCAAAGAUGGGCGGCACUACCUCUACUUCCCGGCGCGUGGGCAUGACGGCAUCUUCCGUAUCGGCGUCGCCGUCGGCGACCGCCCCGAAGGGCCCUUCAAGGCGCAGCCGGAGCCGAUCAAGGGCUCGUUCAGCAUCGACCCAGCGACGUUCGUCGACGACGACGGCGCCGCGUACUGCUACUUCGGCGGGCUGUGGGGCGGGCAGCUGCAGUGCUACAAUUCCGACGGGACGACGUACACGCCCGACGUGGCGGACGAGCCGAGCGGCGCGGGCGUGCGGGCGUACGGGCCGCGCGUCGCGCGCCUCCGUGACGACAUGCUCGAGUUCGCCGAGGGCGUGCGCGAGCUCGUCAUCACCGUCGGCGGGCAGCCGGUGCCGGCUGACGACCACGAGCGGCGCUUCUUCGAGGCGGCGUGGGUACACAAGCACAAUGGGCGGUACUAUUUCUCAUACUCGACCGGCGACACGCAUCUGCUCGCGUACGCUAUUGGCGACAGCCCGUACGGGCCGUUCGAGUAUGCCGGUACGAUUCUCGAGCCCGUCGUGGGAUGGACGACGCACCACUCGAUCGUCGAGAACUUUAAGGGAAAGACGUACCUCUUCUACCACGACUGCGAGCUUAGCAAGGGCGUAGACCACCUGCGCUCCGUGAAGAUGCGCGAGAUCACGUACGACAAGGACGGCAAGAUCAUCAAACAGAAGCCUUAGUGUGGAUCGAGUUACAUGUGGUGUACCAAAACUUGUCUAGUAUUGCAACUUUCUGAUAAUUUUCAGACAGUCGAGGAUGUGAUCGGUGCGUUAAUAUGUUGCUGUAGCUGCCGACGACGUCGUCUGUGUUCAUUGAGUUAGUCGAGG